AUGGCGCCCAAAGCAAAAGGUUCUGCCAAAGCUGCAACCCACCGAGCGGAAAGGCGAUCGGUGAGCCCCAAUCCGACCAAGCCAUCGCCCAAACCCAGGGCUCGCGCUUCCUCCGAAGCACCUGGCAGGCCAACAGGUGAUGCCGAAGAACCCGGUCCCAAGGUUGUGGAGGCCGAGCUUGUGCCCGCCUGGCGGAACAAGACGGUCCAAGGCCUCUUCUGCGAUCCUUACAUCGAGAACACGAACUUGGAAGGCGGCCGCUCUUCCCAGGCGCUGAGCGAUGUUAUUGAGAUUGGGACCGAGCUGUUGCGAUCGGCGCCCAUCUCAAUGAGCAGCACUGAGAUCCAGGCUCUCAGUGCGGCUCUCAAGCAGCUGGGAGCCGCUGCCGAUCGCAGCAACGCCGGCCACGAUGCCUUCGAAGCCCAGGCCGGAAUGCGCUGGUGCCAAGAGAUGCAGAAACAGAUCCACGCUCUGCGCGCAGAUGAGACCUGGCUCGUGGAAGGGGGCUGGCGCGGAGAACACGGCAGCCACGCCAUCAUGUACAUGAUCCAGAGAAUAUCGGACAGUGAGUUUUCCUUCUCUGUGCUCAAUACCGGCGCGGGGAUCCACCAAUUUCAGGUCUGCGACCCCUCCAUGAUGGGGAUAGGAAAGGAGCGCCUAGAUCUGCCGUUUCUCUACGCCUUGCCGCUCGUCCUUAGCAAGAGUGGCUUUGCAGAAGAGAGCGGGGAUGCAUGGCCAAGCACCCCACAGCGUGCAGGCACCUGUUAUGCGAAGUGCAUCUUCUUGACGCUGCGCGUUCUGCUUGGACACUUCGGUCUCGGCAAAGAUGCUCAGAAAAAAUGGAUGCUUAACUUCCGCAUCGGUUACUUGGAGAAGAUGGUUUCGGACUUGCAGCAGUCCUGCCACAAGCUUACCAUCAGCGAUCGGAUCAUUCUGACCGUGGCCUUGAAGCAAGUCGCUCGCCGCUGCGCGCGCGAGGCCUAUGCUCUGGUGGUCAGGGGCCGUGUCCACGUGAGCUUACAGAAGAUCUGGUUGGCGGCGCCGCCCAUGCCCUGGCUUGGCUACUUCACUGCGAAGAUGGAAGCAAAAGAGCCAGCCCUGCAGCUCCCCAAGAGCUCCAAGAGCUCCGGCUCUGGGUUUCAAGGUUUCCAGCUCCUGGUGGCAAGUGCUUUGAUUCCUCCGGAAGUGCGGAACGCCUUUGCCGGCCCUUCUGCUACGAAGUCCACGAACCCGCACGUGGACCUCACGGGCAUCGCCUCGGCGAGUGCCUCCGGCCCAAGUCUCGACGCCGUGCUCCAGGCGGCCUUGAUGUGCGAUCGGCUGGAGGAGGUCCUGGGCUGCUCUCUUCGCUCGAAGCAGCUGAUCUUGGGCGUCGUGGAGUCUCUGGUCUUCUGGGAGGGACAGAGCCUGUGGCACAAGGAUCUGGGCGAGCUCAAGCUCGCACAGUGCCGAGAGGUAUUGGCUGCCAUCCAUCGUCUCGGAGCCCACUACUUGGCGGGGGCUCGCUCGGGCUUCUUGGGCCGCUGUGGGAGCUCCACGGGUUUGUUGGUCCUCGCGAGCCUCCUGGAGCUCUUCCAGCGGGUUUUGAUGGCCACGAAAGACGCCAAACUGGCCAAGGCGUGCGCGAAGGACUCGGCGCUUUGGUCCUUGCGGCCCUGGCAGAAGGAUGGCCGCCCACCCACUUUUGCAGAUCUGACCGCCUGGAUGCCCAUGACCAGCCCUGCCAUGUUGGAGGUUCGGAAUCGGCUUUGCCGUCGCCAGAGCGCCAGCGCGGGCUCUGAAAGCAUCCUCCAUGCGAUGGAGGAUCCCUCGCUCCUCCUCUUUGGGCCCCCGGAGCACCAGCGCAGCGAGCUCUCCUCUGCGGAGGCGGUCGGCUGCGGCAAGGCCUUUGCCGAGCUGGUGAGCAAGCUGGUGUCUGUUCUCGGCUUGAAGGGCAUGCCCACACUGCCGGCGGUGGAGCGGCCUUACCAGGACUGGGAGGUCCAAGUGGCCUGGGCCUUCGACCCGAACUUGGAAGCCGCUUGUCCGGAAUGGGCUCAGGCCCGGGACUUGAGCAUUUUCUUCCAGAUGCUCUUGUCCAGCGUCCCGGCCCUGUCCCAGUCACUUGAGGGUCAGGGCGUGGCACCCGCUGGGGAUGCGCCGCUCUCUGCGAGCAGCAUAGCAGAGUGUGGCUUCAGCCUCAGUCUCUUCAACCCGCCCAGCAAGCUCACGGUGAAGGUGCUGCACAUCUGCACCAUUGCUGCGCGACAUGCCAACUUCCUCUACACGCAGCCAUCCCUGGCCCACCCGAAGGUGCUUUGCCCCUCCCUGCCCUACCUUCGCUUCGGCGGUUCCCUGGAAAACGAGAUCGCUUCAACGCCACAUCUCCCCGACUUCGACUUCUCCCUGACGCAAGCACAAGCAGAGACCUUACUGAUGAUCCUGAACUGCCCUGGGCCCCUCGGCUUGCAAUUUCCCGCGAGCAAAUCUCCAGGAAAGAUGUUGCCUCCCAGGCUCCGCAUCCCGAUGCUUCUCCAGUUCGUGGUCCCGAAUCACGUGGCUCUCCUCCACCACCGCCAGUUCCAGAGAAUCUUCUUCGCCUGCCUGUUCGAGCCCGGCCUCUUCCCCAAGGAGCCUCGGGAAGAGAAAACGGCCUUUCCUCCGAAGGUCCAAAGCCUGCGAGAGGCCAAGGUGCCUUGUUUGGAGCCCAUGGCGGUCGAGUUCGGCUGGCUGAGCACUGAGAUGGCGACGAAACCGCAGCUGAUCCUGCCCUUCCUGCACCAACUUUUCGAUGCGGUGAAGGACUUGGGCAGCGGGAACUCGGAUGGCCCGUUGGUGCAGCCCUUCCUCUUUGUUCUGCGGGUGGCCGUGCUGGUCCAGGACUUCGUGGAGGUGGCGCGGCGGUCUGCCGCGGGAGAGGCCUUGGCGUGUCUGGAGGAGCACAGCAAGAUCUUCCGCCGCUUCACUCAGAAGUUGGCCAGGAAGAUCUUGGCGCGAUGGAUCCGCCAGGCCAACGUCUCCAAGAGCCUCGCCGAAUCCAGGACGGCCUGGUCUGCGUCCGAACCGGAGGCAGAUGACGUGCAAAGCCUGGCCGUAGCCUCCUGCACCUUCAGCCUCUGGAGCGAACAAAUUGAUGCCGUCGCAACGGCUUCCGGGGACGAAGCCGACACGGUGCAGGCGGUCUUCAGCACCCUUGCUAGGCAGAGGGUGUCGCUUCUGAGAGCUGUGGAAGUCAUCGAUGCCCAAGAGCGCGACAAGUGUUUCAGCUUCAUCUUGGGCGGAGCCAUGGGAGUGGACGCAAUGCCAGCCUUGACCUGGAGAUCAGCCGAGCACAUUCCGACAGUGUGCAAACGCGUGGUGGAGACCAGUCACCCCAUCAACAAGGAUGAUCUUGGAAAGAACGCAGUAAGAGUGGUCCGGCUGCCCAAAGCCUCGCGGAUCAUCGUGCGAUUCGACCCUUUGAGCCAGCUGGACACCGGUGACUUCUUGAAAAUCUACACCAAGGGCAGCAAGGGCGCCAAGGCCUCUCAAGACAACAGGGUGCGUUGUGGUGUAGCACACUUGUGUGCGCAGUAA
Messenger RNA from Symbiodinium sp. CCMP2592, 3555 nucleotides. The record is from the annotation of a GenBank genome assembly. Lineage: Eukaryota; Dinophyceae; Suessiales; Symbiodiniaceae.